Acanthochromis polyacanthus (spiny chromis) is the source of this 5959-nucleotide messenger RNA. Its product is annotated as T-cell surface glycoprotein CD3 epsilon chain-like. The transcript has 5 exons. Bases 2991 to 3542 code for a protein of 183 amino acids. Gene Ontology annotation, molecular function: transmembrane signaling receptor activity. Lineage: Eukaryota; Metazoa; Chordata; Actinopteri; Pomacentridae. The record is from RefSeq and is a predicted model, not a curated record. Gene Ontology annotation, cellular component: external side of plasma membrane; alpha-beta T cell receptor complex. Gene Ontology annotation, biological process: cell surface receptor signaling pathway; positive thymic T cell selection.
AUGAAAAUCAGUUAGUUUUGGCAAAUCAUUUUUUCAGAUAUAUUUGACUGAAAAGAGAACUCCACUUUAUUUGUUAAGAAAAGUCAUGUAUUUUGCUCUGAUAUAAAGCGAAUUAAUGACCAUCAACUCGUCAAAAAUCCUCUCACAUGUAGCUGGACCACUCUGUCUUUACAGUGUAAACAAACAGGGAGAUGUUAAUGGGCUGGUUCUUCUAUCCUUUGAAGGGAGAGCAGCAGCAGGCUGCACAGAUUUUCCACUGAGUGAAACUGGCUUUUGCUGAGCUGAACCACUUGGGGGCAGAGCAGCACUUUGAUGUUCCUCAGCAGGCUGAAGGAGAUCAGAAAGGCUGCUGCUCAAACCUCCACAUUUUUAUGACUGAUGUACCAAUAUGUUUUAUUGAAGAUGGAUGGAGGUUAAAACCUACUGAAUGUGCAUGACAAGUGCUUUUGCAAUCACAAAACUUCAAAAAAAUCUGCGUAAAAAGUCUGUAGUCAACCUAAAAAACUUUAAAUAUUUUAUAAGCUUCAUUUCAACCUUUAUACGUGUAUGUUAUUUUUAAAUAUGAACUGCUACAUAGCAUACUAUAUGAGCUAAAACAGCACAUGUUACUAACUCUGUACCUCUUCAAAUAGCAAUGCUGGUUUCUGAGUUCUGUAACGUUUAAGCCAUUUUAAAGGGUAAUAUAACAUUCACUGCUAUUCUAGAAGUCAAAUAAGUAAUCAAAUAAAGUAUAAUGAUGGGCUGUUUGGCUUUCUGAAAUCGAGCUACAGGCAUCCGGACCAAAAUCCAUCAUUAGUAAUUAUAAUUGCAGACUGGGCUGAUCACUGUCAGUGCCUUUUAUUAUCACCUAUAAUUAUAGAUGACAUGCUAAUGUCUCAAAGUUAGACACUCUUGUCUCUGUAUCAGUGACUUUAUUUGGCAGUAGAGAGAUGACAAGCCACAGGGGGAUGGAAGGAAACACGCAAACAACAAACAUCUCCAGUCGAACUCAGACUGGGGUUGCUGCAGUUUACGUGCAGACAAUUUAACCCCCCGUGUAGAGAAAAGAUACACUGAGACACCAGACACGGAGACUUUUUACAGCUAUGAAACCCAAAAGUUGCUCUCAUUAAUGGUUUAUAAGUCAUCCAGGAAGCACUGAUAAGUUAAAUCAUUGAUGAAAUUUGUAUUUGGAUGCCACAUAUUGUUUGCCUGCACUGGAAAUGAUUUUAAAUUAAUUCAGCUUUGAAAUAUAAGCUUCAAUGCUGUUUUAAAAAUGCGAAUUAACUGCCCUUUGGUUGAUUAAUUAGUUCAAAGUCAUCUUAUGAGUUGUGAGAGUAAAACUGGCAGUUAAAUGAACUGAACUUGGAGAGACAAGUUAAAAAAAAGAAUAUUAAGCUGAAUCAAAUAGUCAUAUAAUCAUUGCUUACAGACUUGUUUUUCUUUUACAAUAUCAAAGCUUAAAGAGAUUAUUCCUCAUUUAUUAUUAAGAGUUCACAGCAUCGUCUGUCUAAGUCCUCUUUUACCAGAGUCAGUACAAAGACAACAUGUGGGGCUGUUUCCAGCUACAGAUAAACGAUGAGAUACAUUUUAAAUCUAUCGACUGAAAUGAAUACAAGCAUUUGUCAUGGUUAGUAUUGUUUGAUUAGGAGAAGAAACAAAUAUUCAACUUGUAACAAAGACACAGCAAUUUUUUUAAAACUGCAAAAAGGAAGAGUUUUAACUAAUUUAACAGUGCAUCCCAGUUAGCUGGCUUAUAAUCUUGUUUAUUCAUGAUAAACGUGAUUCAAUGAGUUGCGGUAACUGAUCAUUUUACCAAAAGAUGAUUCAAGUUAUAAGAUCUCAUGCUUUUAAGCUCUGGAAAAAAAACAGCCAUUUUAAAUUCUGGUCAGCAGGAAUGAUUUAGAAAAACUGCAUAUAUUUACUUCAAAUUAAACAGAAAAAAUUAGAAGAUUUGACUAAAUUUCCUCAUGGCGUUUUACUGUGUACGCUUAAAUUUUUAACACUGUGUCAUGUUUGAUGAUUAAGUUGCUACUAUAUAAAUAAUUUCACAGUACAAAGUUACAGUAAAUAGUCUGCACUUAUACAGCGUCUUUUAACCUCAGCUAGGCUCUACAAAGUGCUUCACAUUGUGUUUCUCUUUCACACUCACUCACUAAUGGUGGCAGAGCGGCCAUGCCAGGUGCUCGUCUGCCAUCAGAAACAACUUGGGGUUCGCCGUCGUGCCCAAAGGACACAUCGACACAUGGGGGGCUCAGAAUCAAACCUGAGGCCAAAGCUAAAGACCUGUAGCAUCAGAGUUUGCCAUUUGUUGAGUGAAGCUCAAUUCCUGAUCACAUACUGCUGACGUGAUGCAACGGAUACAAAGCCAUACAACCCAGAUUUACUUUAACACAUCAAAAUUCUUUUCACAUCAGAGAAUAUUCGUUCUUUCUGAUUAAUUGCACGAACAACAAUCAAUCACAUUUACUAGCAUUACAUUGAUGCAAUAGUUAUUUGAAGUAUUAGUACAUAUACGCAUCAUGGUGACUUUUAUUACAAACCAGUAAGGCAGAAAAAUGUGUUUAGUACUCAGUUUGAAAUAUUCAGUUAUUCUUUUAAACUGUAUCGUUGCUGUUGUUGUCAGAUUUUUUUGGUUUGUAACAAAAGAAGCAAAAGGAUUCAUUUUACUCUGUCAGUUUGACUUCAUUUUGAGGUUUAACUGUGAAUGCAUCGUGAAAAAAUGCUUCCUGUGUGGCGCAGCAUAUGUGUGUGUGUGUGCAUACGUGCGUGUGUGUGUGUGUGUGAGUGUGUAUGUGAGUGUGAGUCUGUGUGCGUUAGACAGUCAGAGAGUCAGAGUGAGAACCACCACCAGCAGGUCUCCUUCUCCGAGUCUUCUUGUCUUACAGAACAGCCAACUUGAUGUAGUUUACAUCUUCUAGAAGAAACUUUCCAACAUUUGAUCGAUACAGUAGAAAGUUCUAGAAACACAGAAAACUAAACACAAAACAGAAGCUGUCGUAGGUAAGAAAAUGCACGGCAUGGGUGUUCAGGCUGUGCUCACCGUCGUCCUGAUUCUGUUCACAGCCACCGUCAAGACUCAUGAUGGAGAAAUAUCAGUCUGGAAGACAAAAGUCACACUGACCUGUCCAGAGAUUGGGAAGUGGUACAAAGACGAUACAGUGAUAACGGAAAAGACAGAUGACGCUGACUUAGAAAUAGAAGAAAAAAGCCAUACCUUCACAUAUGAAGGCAAAACCACAUUCCACUGUGAAUACACUUCUCAAGCUGAGACCAUAAAAUAUUAUUUCCGCUUUGAAGGAAAGGUGUGUGAGGACUGCUAUGAGGUGGAUGCAAGACUAAUUGGGCUGGUCAUCAUUGUGGACAUAGUGGGGACAGCACUGCUUAUGAUACUAAUCUGCAGCUGCACCAAGAACAAGAGCUCAGCCGGACCUGCUCACUCUUCCAAAGCUCCUGCUCGAUCAGGAGGACGGCCUACACCUGCCUCAUCCUCUGAGUACGAGCAACUGAACCGUCAAACUCGCUCCCAGGACACGUACUCUGUCGUGAACAGGACUGGAUAGAAACAACAGGUCAUCUGGACGCACCAGGUUUUAAACGCUGCAUGGAUGAAAGCAAACAUUCAGAAAAGACGUACGAGAGCAUCAACCGUGCUCCCAGUGGCAUGCAGCCUCUGACUUCUUUUUUUUUUUUUUUUGCCAUUUUGGAUUUGACAGGUCUCUUAACCCAAAUGACAAAUUUUCUCAUUCACCCCUGGUUUAAAAGUUUAAGUUUCAUUUGUUCAGAUAUUAGGCUGUCACUGCAGUACAACAGAGGAGGAUCUGCACUGAUCUGACGGCAUUUAAAAUUUGCAGCUGAGAGCGUCUUUCUUCUGAAGGAACAGUCCCAGAUAAUAUCUGUUGAGUGUGUUUACAGGAUUAUUCAGAGUAAUAGGGUAACUAUUUCAGCGUGUAGUUGUCCAUCAGUCCCAACUCAAUCCACACAUUUGUCUUUGCUUUCUCACAAAUGAAUCAUAAUAUCGUCACUCCAUAUGUUGUACAUUGGAGUGCACGAGAACUACCCAGUGAAGAGCUAAAUACAAAAACAAUAAGUAAGACAAAAUCGGUACUGGCUUUGACAGUUCCAGGAUCACUGUGUAUAUUAUGUUUUCAUUUCGAGGAAAUAUCAAUGCGCCAUUCUGUAAAGCUAUCACAUCUCUCUGUAUGAAAGUGCAGUGGUGCAAGAAAGGGGUGCUUGAGUCCACAUAAAACUGCCGUGAGACAGAAAUCGCAGAUAUAUGGGCGGUUAGAAAUAACUAUUGGCAUGGUGAGACAACAUUAGAGGGGUUUUGUUUUAUUGUAACAUGCAAUCAGUGUUCAUUUUAUUAGGAGUGCAGUCCAUUGUCUAAUGUCAUAAAAGAAAGAGUUGUAUUUUAGUUAUUAGUUCGGUUAUAGUUAGUGGUAGUGCUGUACAAUGCAUAAACAUGUAGAUGAAUUUACAAUUUUAUUUUCGCCAAAAAAUGUAAAAGCAUAAGAAGAGAUGUUGCUGUAGGUCAGACAAGAGUACAUGUGGCGAACAGACAGGUGACAAUUUAAAGGAAAAACCAACACUAAGUGUCCUAGUAAGGUGUUUGGCCACUACAUGCUGCCAGAACAGCUUUAGUGCUCCCUGACAUGGAUUCUCCAAGUCUCUGAACUCUACUGGAGGAUGUAACACAAUUCCUGUAAAAGACACUCCCUCAUUUGGUGUUUCGAUGAUGUGGUGGAGGGCGCUAUCUAACACGUGAUGCCGGAAUCUCCCUCAGGUGUUCACCGGGUUGGGAUCUGCUGACUUUAAAGGCCACAUCAUCUGAUUCACAUCAUUUUAAUCAAACUAUUCAAUGGCUCCUCAUGAAGCAUUGCCAUCCUGGAAGAAACCACACCCAUCAGGAUGGAAAUGUUUCAUCAUAGGAGAAAGGUGAUCAACUUUAUAUGAUUUGCAGUGACUCUUCUCUCUAAGGGGAAUACCGUCUCCGUAGGAGUUAAGGGUUUGGGUUUUUCCUUUAAUUUGUCACCUGUUUGUAUUUAUUAAUAUAUAAAUAUAUGCGGUGGUUUUAAUAUAAAAAGGCUGGCAGAAGUUCUAUCUAAUUUACAGUAAAGUCUUAUUUGUGUUAUCACUUAUAAAAAUACCGGGCUUUGCAAAAGUUCUGUUACACGGUUUCAUGAUCUUUAGAGACGUUUACAUGUCGGAGUGAAAAAUUCCAUUAAAUAAACUGAAAGUUCUACCUUAUAGGCAGGUGUCCUUAAUACAAUUUUUUUCUCCAGUGAAGUUGUAUCAAGAUGGAAGUCAAAAGAGUUGAGAUAUCUGCUCUCCUUCAUGCUGGACACAACAAGUCUGACAGAGCCAAGCAGCUGAACAUCAGCCGGAUGACCGUCCACAGAGUCGCGGAGAGGCUCAAGAAUGGUGAAGAUCUUUCAGUGAUCUAUCAAGAAUGGUGAAGACCUGAAAGAUCUUCACCAUUCUUUAGCCUCUCCGCGACUCUGUGGAUGGUCAUCCGGCUGAUGUUCAGCACGAAGGAGAGCAGAUAUCUCAACUCUUUUGACUUCCAUCUUGAUACAACUUCACCGGAGAAAAAAAAUUGUAUUAAGGACACCUGCCUAUAAGGUAGAACUUUCAGUUUAUUUAAUGGAAUUUUUCACUCCGACAUGUAAACGUCUCUAAAGAUCAUGAAACCGAGUGUAACAGAACUUUUGCAAAGCCCAGUAUGCAUGUUUCUGUAUAUAUAUGUGUGUGUGUGCACCAUUGUACUGUUUGCAAUCUUACUGCAUUGUAAAAAAGAGCAGCUAAUUUCUGUCAGAAGCACAAAAUGCACCUGCACAAACAUAAUCAGCUCAUCACAUCAGUUUGCUUACUGUAUUUCUUUGUGUUUUUUUGCUUUUCACUCUGAUCUAUUAUAUUAGUCUUGUCUGUUGUACUGGGCACAACAUGUGUUACUGAUAAAUAAAACCGCAGCUAAACUCUG